Molecule: messenger RNA, 7225 nt
Organism: Leucoraja erinaceus (little skate)
Lineage: Eukaryota; Metazoa; Chordata; Chondrichthyes; Rajiformes; Rajidae
Product: neuromedin-S-like
Exons: 7
Coding region: 1013-1585 (190 amino acids)
Molecular function (GO): neuromedin U receptor binding
Source: RefSeq, a predicted model, not a curated record
ACCUUUCCCCUCUUCUCUGUUUUUUUUUUAAACUUGGAUGGAAUUGAGUUUCAAAGGAAUUAGGAUGGGAUUUGAAUUCACCUUUCCAGAUCAGUAACCUAGACCUCUGGACCAUAGGUGCAAAUUUGACCACAAUGAUCUUAUGAAGAUGAUAAUUCCAGCAUCCAUUGUUUCUUUAGGCACCUCUUCCGUAUUUUUUCCUAUGAAUUGUAUCAUUUUUUUCCGGCUUAUUAAUACCUUUACUUUACUUUACUAAUCACGUGACUGAUACUUUUUAAAGGCCAUUAUUUGUAGUAGAGUCUGUUAUUUGAGAAGAUUUUUUUUCCGUGAGGAAACAGGUAAAUCAUUAUUUCACGAAGAUUCCUUAAAAAAAAUCAGCUUUUCCCUCCUCUUAAAAUACUUCAGGUUUUUUUUAAGGCUCGUGGCUUUUCCCCCCCAAAUGCUUUACCCCUAAAUUUGUAGUCGAGAAUAAUUAACCCGAAUAGUUUAAUCUUCAUUUUAUUCAGAAAUAUUCUGAGUAUUUUGUUUUUACCUGUAUAUUAAUUGUUGUCCAGUCUGAGCCUUGUGGGUAGAUCACAUUAAAUAAUGCAUUUGGUGUUCACAUGUACGUCGAUUAUUAAAUGUAUCCUGUUGUUUCUUUGGGAGAAUGGAAUAGAUUGGAAAUGCAUUGGGAUUGUGGAAAAGUGGCGUAGUCACAUCAUUAUACAACUAAACUCAUGUGACUCAUAAAAGUGCAAUUUUGUAUGGCGUUUGAUUAAACUCCCUUCUGCGCAGUAAAAAAAAAUGCUAAACUUAUUAACUUUUUAGGCAACGAUUUUUUGAAGCGUGCCGUGGAUCAGCGGGGAUAUUGCUUUAUAAAUAAGAAAGCAGUGUGACAUUUACGCGGCAUUUGGGAUGCCCGCUAGGCGUUGAUGAGAAACCGAGGUACAGGAAGUGAAAUCCUAUAAAUUGAAGGGUUCUAGUAUCUCGCCGCUGAGUUUUGCGCGAUCACAACACUGCUGCGAGUGGCACCAUGCUGAACGAACGCUCCGGCGAGACACGGACUACCGGGACCAACAAGAAACCACCGACAUACAGGAUGAAGAGCAGCUCUCCAAAGCACAUUUUCCUGGUUGCCUGCUGUCUCUGCACUUUACCUUUAAGUUCAGGAUCCCCACAUCAUCACUUUCAAGAUUAUUCUGACAAAUGGGACAAUAACAGUGCAGAGAAUUUGGCUUUGUGUCUCACUCACUUGAGAGCACUUCAGAUACAGCCUCAGAUGACUAAAUUUGUUAUGGACUUUUGCAAUGCCAUCCGACAAAAUGUGCCUAGAACUGGGAGUGAUGAUAAUGAGGCCAUGUAUAAAAGAUUUUUAUUUCAUUACUCCAAAACACAAAGUCCACAUCUGAAAAAUAUGCUAUCUGCCGUGCAUCCCUUACUGCACCUUGCACCAAAACUUUCGGAAAGAAGAAUGGAUAGAACUCUUUAUUCAGUAUGCAUUUUUUCCUUCCUUACUUUUGUAAACUUCAUUUUACAUGCCUUGACUUUGUUUGCCCAAAUCUGCAGUAUAUACAUUUUGUCGCAUGGCUUUUUAAUAACAACAUAAUCAUUAACUUUGCAACAAAGCUAUGUUGUAUUAAUCAUGAAUGAGAUCAGUCUGAUUUGACAAUGGAGUAGGAGCACAUUUUUCAGUGAUGUUCAAAAUCAGAAUAGUGAUUGUAUGUGAAUAAUCUCAAUUUUGACGUUAAAUUACAAAUGGGAGAGUGCUUAUGAAAUCAAAUAUAAAAUAAGAAAAUGCAGUGCAAAUCAAACCAACUAUAAAAUGUUGUAUUCUUGAACUACAAAAGAUAUGCAGAAUAGUCUGAAGAAGGAUCCUGAUCCAAAAUGUCAUUCAUCCAUUCCCUUCAUAGAUUGAGUUAUUUCCUGUUUUAUUUACAUUCUUCGUAGACCUUGACUGGUUUUCAUGUCCCUAAAAUUUACAAAUGCUUCCUUUUUACAUUGGACCCAAAUUUACAAUUUCUCCUCAUCCAAAAUUCUGUUCCCUAAUCUUACCGCCCGUCCAUUCUAUUUACAUAGGCAUACAGGUCCUUUGGCCUAACUUGUCCAUGCUGACCAAAACACCCCACUUAAGCUAGUCCCAUUUGCCUGCGUUUGGUGCAUAUCCCUCUCAAAACGUUCCUAUCCUUGCACCUGUCCAGGUGUCCUUUAAAUGCUUUUAUAUUACUGCCUCAACUACCCCCUCGGCCAGCUUGUGCCAGAUACUAACCACCCUCUGAGUGAAAAAGUAGCCCUCAGGUUUGUAUUAAAUCUUAUCCCUGUCACCAUAAACAUAUGGCCUCAAGCUUUUGAUUCCCCCACCCUGCGUAAAAGACUGUGAAUUCACCCAAUCUACUCCCCUUGUGAUUUUAUGCACCUCUCAAAGUCAACAGCCUCCGGCGCUCCAAGGAAUAACAUCCUUGUUCUAUAGCUCAGCUGCUCAUGUCCUUGCAACAUCCUCGUAAAUCAACCUGUAAUACCACUUUCAGGGGACUAUGUGCCUGUACUCCUAGAACCGUCAGCUCUACAGCACAUCCCAGGGUCCUACCAUUCACUUCCUGAUUUGACCUCCUAAAAUGCAACCUCACACUUAUCUGCAUUAAACUCCAUUUGCCAUUUCACAGCCCACGUGCCCUGUUGAUCAAGAGCCUUUUUUGAUAGCCAUCUUCCCUCUCUCCGAUACUACCUGCCUUAGUGUUAUCUGCAAACUUACUAAUCAUACCUUGUACAUUUUCAACCAAAUUAAUAUAAAUCACAAGCAGCAAUGGACCCAGCACUGAACCCUGAGGCACACCCCUCCUGACCCUUCCACCAUUACAUGGUGUAAUGGUGGAAGGGGGAACUGUACAAAAGGGACGGAUUGCAUCUUAACAGGUGGGGGACCAGCAUUCUGGCAGGCAGGUUUGCCACUGCUACACGGGUGGUUUUAAACUGAAUAAGGGGGGUGGGGUGUCGAAUGGGAUAGUUGAGGAUGGAGUUAAAGGGAAAGGGUUUCUUAAAUGUGUGAGCGUAGAGACAGAGGGGUGUAAAAUGAGGGUAGAAGCAAUAGGUAGCAAGGUGAAAUGUGGCAGGCAGACAAAUCCAGGGCAAAAAUCAAAAAGGGCCACUUUUCAACAUAAUGGUAUAAGGGGUAAGAGUGUUGUAAAAACAAGCCUGAAGGCUUUGUGUCUCAAUGCAAGGAGCAUUCAUAAUAAGGUGGAUGAGUUGAAUGUGCAGAUAGCUAUUAAUGACUAUGAUAUAGUUGGGAUCACGGAGACAUGGCUCCAGGGUGACCAAGGCUGGGAGCUGAACAUCCAGGGAUAUUCAAUAUUCAGGUGGGAUAGACAGAAAGGGAAAGGAGGUGGGGUAGCGUUGCUGGUUAGAGAGCAGAUUAACGCAAUAGAAAGGAAGGACAUUAGCUUGGAGGAUGUGGAAUCGAUAUGGGUAGAGCUGCGAAACACUAAGGGGCAGUAAACUCUAGUGGGAGUUGUGUACAGGCCACCUAACAGUAGUAGUGGAGUUGAGGAUGGCAUCAAACAGGAAAUUAUAAAUGCGUGCAACAAAGGUAAAACAGUUAUAAUGGGUGACUUCAAUCUACAUAUAGAUUGGGUGAAUCAAAUUGGCAAGGGUGCUGAAGAAGAGUAUUUCUUGGAAUGUAUGCGGGAAAGUUUUCUAAAUCAACAUGUAGAGGAACCAACGAGAGAGCAGGUUAUUCUAGAUUGGGUAUUGAGUAAUGAGGAAGGGUAUGUAGCAAUCUUGUUGUGCGUGGCCCCUUGGGCAAGAGUGACCAUAAUAUGGUUGAGUUCUUCAUUAGGAUGGAGAGUGACAUUGUUAAGUCAGAAACAAGGGUCCUGAACUUAAAGAAAGGUAACUUUGAGGGUAUGAGACGUGAAUUGGCCAAGAUAAACUGGCAAUUGAUUCUUAAUGGGUUGACGGUGGAUAUGCAAUGGAAGGCAUUUAAAGACUGCAUGGAUGAACUACAACAAUUGUUCAUCCCAGUUUGGCAAAAGAAUAAAUCAGGGAAGGUAGUGCAUCCGUGGAUAACAAGGGAAAUCAGGGAUAGUAUUAAAACAAAAGAUGAAGCGUACAAAUUAGCCAGAAAAAGCAGCCUACCAGAGGACUGGGAGAAAUUCAGAGUCCAGCAGAGGAGGACAAAGGGCUUAAUUAGGAAAGGGAAAAUAAAUUAUGAAAGAAAAAUGGCAGGGAACAUAAAAACUGACUGCAAAAGCUUUUAUAGAUAUGUGAAGAGAAAAAGAUUAGUUAAAACAAAUGUAGGUCCCUUGCAGUCAGAAACAGGUGAAUUGAUCAUGGGGAACAAGGACAUGGCAGACCAAUUGAAUAACUACUUUGGUUCUGUCUUCACUAAGGAAGACAUAAACAAUCUGCCGGAAAUAGCAGGGGACCGGGGGUCAAAUGAGAUGGAGGAACUGAGUGAAAUCCAGGUUAGCCGGGAAGUGGUGUUAGGUAAAUUGAAUGGAUUAAAGGCCAAUAAAUCCCCAGGGCCAGAUAGGCUGCAUCCCAGAGUACUUAAGGAAGUAGCCCCAGAAAUAGUGGAAGCAUUAGUGAUAAUUUUUCAAAACUCUUUAGAUUCUGGAGUAGUUCCUGAGGAUAGGAGGGUAGCUAAUGUAACCCCACUUUUUAAAAAGGGAGGGAGAGAGAGAAAACGGGGAAUUACAGACCAGUUAGUCUAACGUCGGUAGUGGGGAAACUGCUAGAAUCAGUUAUUAAAGAUGGGAUAGCAGCACAUUUGGAAAGUGGUGAAAUCAUUGGACAAAGUCAGCAUGGAUUUAUGAAAGGUAAAUUAUGUCUGACGAAUCUUAUAUAAUUUUUCGAGGAUGUAACUAGUAGAGUGGAUAAGGGAGAACCAGUGGAUGUGUUAUAUCUGGACUUUCAGAAGGCUUUCGACAAGGUCCCACAUAAGAGAUUAGUAUACAAACUUAAAGCACACAGUAUUGGGGGUUCAGUAUUAAUGUGGAUAGAGAACUGGCUGGCAGACAGGAAGCAAAGAGUAGGAGUAAACCGGUCCUUUUCACAAUGGCAGGCAGUGACUAGUGGGGUACCGCAAGGCUCAGUGCUGGGACCCCAGCUAUUUACGAUAUAUAUUAAUGAUUUGGACGAGGUAAUUGAAUGCAACAUCUCCAAGUUUGCGGAUGACACGAAGCUGGGGGGCAGUGUUAGCUGUGAGGAAGAUGGUAGGAGGCUGCAAGGUUACUUGGAUAGGCUGGGUGAGUGGGCAAAUGCAUGGCAGAUGCAGUAUAAUGUGGAUAAAUGUGAGGUUAUCCACUUUGGUGGCAAAAACAGGAAAGUAGACUAUUACCUAAAUGGUGGCCGAUUAGGAAAAAGGGGGAGAUGCAACGAGACCUGGGUGUCAUGGUACACCAGUCAUUAAAAGUAGGCAUGCAGGUGCAGCAGGCAGUGAAGAAGGCGAAUGGUAUGUUAGCAUUCAUAGCAAAAGGAUUUAAGUAUAGGAGCAGGGAGGUUCUACUGCAGUUUUACAGGGUCUUGGUGAGACCACAACUGGAGUAUUGCGUACAGUUUUGGUCUCCUAAUCUGAGGAAAGACAUUCUUGCCAUAGAGGGAGUACAGAGAAGGUUCACCAGACUGAUUCCUGGGAUGUCAGGACUUUCAUAUGAAGAAAGACUGGAUAGACUCUGUUUGUACUCGCUAUAAUUUAGAAGAUUGAGGGGGGGGGAUCUUAUAGAAACUUACAAAAUUCUUAAGGGGUUGGACAGGCUAGAUGCAGGAAGAUUGUUUCCGAUGUUGGGGAAGUCCAGAACACGGGGUCACAGUUUAAGGAUAAGGGGGAAAUCUUUUAGGACUGAGAUGAAGAAAACAUUUUUCACACAGAGAGUGGUGAAUCUCUGGAAUUGUCUGCCACAGAAGGUAGUUGAGGCCAGUUCGUUGGCUAUAUUUCAGAGGGAGUUAGAUGUGGCCCUUGUGGCUAAAGAGAUCAGGGGGUAUGGAGAGAAGGCAGGUACAGGAUACUGGGUUGGAUGAUCAGCCAUUAUCAUAUUGAAUGGCGAUGCAGGCUCAAAGGGCCGAAUGGCCUACUCCUGCACCUAUUUUCUAUGUUUCUACCCUCUGCUUCCUUUCAUGAAGCCAAUUCUGUAUCCAAUUAGCUAACUCUCCCUGGAUCCCCUGCGAUCUAACCUUCCAGAGCAGCCCACCUUAUCAAAAGCCUUGCUUAUCCAUAUGGACAAUGUCUAUGGCGGUGCCUUCAUCAAUGUUGUUGGUUAUUUCUUCAAAAAUCAAAUGCGUAAGACGUGAUCUUCCACGUGCAAAACCAUGCUGACUAAAUCUAAUCAGUCCCUGUCUAUCUACAUUCUGGUCCUGAACUCUGAUUAGUUGGUCUUUAAACAACCCCCACAUGUUUGAUGUGUAUUUAUCAAAUAAAAGCAGCUUUCAAUUUACCCUCUCUAGCUCCUGCCUAAUAAUGUUAUAAUUAGUCCUCCCCCAAUUUAGUACUUUCCCACAAAGUCCACACUUAUUCUGAUUCCUAAUUAUCUUCAAACUUAAUGAGUUGUGAUCACUGUUGCCAAACUGCUCUUCAAUUGAAAUACGAGUCACCUGGCCAGGGUCGUUUCCCAAUACAAGGUGCUAUAUGUUCUCUCUUCUAGUUGUACUAUUCGCAUACUCUUUCAAGAAACCCUCUUGGAUGCACCUAACAAAUUCUACCUGUUUCUCUAUAUCCUGCUUGCUGUUGGGAAGCCCAUGGUAUGAUUCCAUUAGAGUGAUUGCACCUUUCUUAUUUUUAAAUUCUAAUUGUAUUGACUCAUUGGAUGAACCCUCCAGUAUGUCCUCUUUAAAUGCAGCAGUGAUAUUCUCCAUGAUUAAUAAUACAACUCCUCUACCUCUUUUACCUCCAUCUUUAUCAAAUCUGAAACAUCAAAAUCCUGGAACAUUGAGCUACCAGUUCUGUUCUUCUCGCAACCACGGCUCUGUAAUGUUCACACCAUUCAUAGUUCCAUAACUUUGAGUCUGAAGAGGGGUUUUGACCUAUUCCUUUUCUCCAGAGAUGCUGCCUGACCAACAUUUUAUGUCUAUCAUAGUUCCAUACAAUGCUCCAGGCUCUAAGCUGAUCUGUUUUCCCCAUUAUUGCAGACAAAGAACCUCUCAGAUGCUAAUAAAAAAAAUCUUUACCAACAAGGUCUUAUUCCCUCAGCCUUGACGAUAUUUAAAAAACAAAUUUUAAUUUACCUGUCCACUCCUCGCAUCUCUCUCUCUUUCUCUC